Molecule: messenger RNA, 1135 nt
Organism: Carica papaya (papaya)
Lineage: Eukaryota; Viridiplantae; Streptophyta; Magnoliopsida; Brassicales; Caricaceae
Source: RefSeq, a predicted model, not a curated record
AACAAAGAGGGCGGGUAUCUUAACGCACACAGAGAUACGCUCGGUCCGUUAGAAAGCCUAGCAGAGAGCGAGAGAGAGAUUCACACGAAUCCAAAGGAAGUAGAAAAUGGCAGAAGGUGACGAUAUUCAGCCUCUUGUCUGUGACAAUGGCACUGGAAUGGUCAAGGCUGGUUUUGCCGGAGAUGAUGCCCCAAGAGCUGUUUUUCCCAGUAUUGUGGGUCGUCCUCGCCAUACUGGUGUGAUGGUUGGUAUGGGUCAAAAAGAUGCUUAUGUUGGUGAUGAGGCUCAAUCGAAGAGAGGUAUUUUAACUCUGAAAUACCCAAUUGAGCACGGUAUUGUUAGCAACUGGGAUGACAUGGAGAAAAUCUGGCAUCACACUUUCUAUAAUGAGCUCCGCGUGGCUCCAGAAGAGCAUCCGGUUCUUCUCACUGAAGCACCUCUCAACCCCAAGGCCAAUCGGGAGAAGAUGACACAGAUUAUGUUUGAAACCUUUAACACUCCAGCAAUGUAUGUUGCUAUUCAGGCUGUUCUUUCCCUCUAUGCCAGCGGUCGUACCACUGGUAUUGUCUUGGACUCUGGAGACGGUGUCAGCCACACUGUUCCCAUCUACGAAGGCUAUGCUCUUCCACAUGCCAUCCUGCGUCUGGAUCUGGCAGGUCGUGAUCUUACGGAUGCCCUUAUGAAAAUCUUGACUGAACGCGGUUAUUCUUUCACCACCACUGCUGAGCGGGAAAUUGUCAGGGACAUGAAGGAGAAAUUAUCUUACAUUGCUCUUGACUAUGAACAAGAACUAGAGAUGGCAAAGACAAGCUCAUCUGUGGAGAAGAGCUAUGAGCUACCAGAUGGGCAAGUCAUCACCAUUGGUGCAGAAAGAUUCCGCUGUCCUGAAGUCCUCUUCCAACCAUCGAUGAUUGGAAUGGAAGCAGCUGGCAUUCAUGAAACCACAUACAACUCCAUCAUGAAGUGUGAUGUUGACAUUAGGAAAGACCUGUACGGCAACAUUGUCCUUAGUGGUGGCUCCACUAUGUUCCCGGGCAUAGCUGAUAGGAUGAGCAAGGAAAUUACAGCAUUGGCCCCAAGCAGCAUGAAGAUUAAAGUGGUAGCACCACCAGAGAGGAAGUACAGUACUAAAUAG